Messenger RNA from Dinoponera quadriceps, 10381 nucleotides. RefSeq names its product apolipophorins (gene apolpp). Gene Ontology annotation, biological process: lipid transport. The transcript has 26 exons. The record is from RefSeq and is a predicted model, not a curated record. Gene Ontology annotation, molecular function: lipid carrier activity. NCBI's taxonomy places the organism in Eukaryota, Metazoa, Arthropoda, Insecta, Hymenoptera, Formicidae. Bases 104 to 10255 code for a protein of 3383 amino acids.
GGACGCUCUUGUCGUGGUUCCCCCCGUGGUCGUCGAUCGUGUCACACAGGCUGCGCUUGAUUGUGCGAGAGUAGUGCCAAGUAGUUCGGGGAAAGAGGACGCCAUGGGGCUCGCGAGGGCAGCUGUCAUCGCCGCCUGUCUCCUCCUCUUCCUGGCGACCGACGCUUCGGGGAGUAAAUGUUCAGUCGGUUGCCGUGGAUUGCACGGAGGCAAGGCCUACAAAGAGGGACACACGUACGUUUACGAUUUAGAGGGCACGUCCGUGACAUCGGUGCCCGAAGCUCAGAAUGAGGCUACCUUAAAACUGAAAGGUACCGUUGAAUUGUCCGUGAAACCUGACUGCAUCCGGCAGAUCCGAUUGAAGGACGUACAGAUCAAUGGAGCUCCGAUAUCGCAACCAGAUGUGGAACAGUACGCGUUGCAGUUCAACUACCAUGACGGCCACAUCGAUACAGAAGUGUGCGCGGAAGAGGGUGACUCGCAGGCAUCCCUCAAUAUCAAGAGAGCGAUGGCCUCCUUAUUCCAGACAGCCGUCUUCCAGGACUUCGGCUCCACGAGCCAUCAUGAGGUCGACGUGUUCGGUGGCUGUCCGACCGACUUCACCUUCCGGAAGGACGGUGACUCGCUGACCGUACGCAAGGAGAGGAACCUGGCGCGCUGCAGCCAUCGCGAACACAUUCUGUAUGGUCCCGUCUCCGUGAUGUACGACCAUUCCGACAUCCUGUCUUCGCCGUUGCUGUCGUCGGAACAGAGUAUCGAGCAGCGCUUGAAGCACGGCGUCCUGAACAAAGUCAGCUCCGUCGAGACAUACGAACUGAAGCCGUUCAGCAACGGCGACGCCGGCGCGAAGACGGUCGUGCGUACGACGCUGACGCUGAAGAGCGAGAAGGGCGACAGUCCGAAGGCCGAGGUCAGCCAGCCGAAGUCUCUGAUUUUCGAAGCGCCACAUCCCGUUAUCAAGUCGUCGGUCGACAGCAUCGCCACGGCGUUGAAGGCCGCCAGCGUAGAGGAGAUCGGCACGGUGCAGCAACACGCGGCGGAGAAGUUCGCGGAACUCGUCCGGGUGCUCGGUUACAGCAACAAGAACGACAUCCUCGCGGUCUAUCAGAAGGUGAGGGCCGGCGCCGGCUUCGACAAGGUUACGGACAAGAAGAUCCUGCUGGACGCUCUCUUCCGCACCGGGAGCGGUGAGGCCGCCGAGGCGGUCGUCGAGCUGAUGAAGGGCCACGAGCUCAGCGGCCAGCAGACCCUCCUAUUCUACGCGAGCCUCGCGCUCGUCCGUCACGUUCACCUGCCGUCGGUGACUGUGGUGACGAGCCUGUUGGACCAGCCGGACCUGCCGCGGCUCGGUUACCUCGGGGUCGGCCAGGUGAUCGGCAAGUAUUGCCAGGAGCACUCGUGCGAGAACGUGGCCGAGGUGAAGCAAGCGAUCCACAAGAUCCGCGAGAAGAUCGGUAACGGCAAGGCAAAGACCCGUGAGCAAGAGGAUCUCGUAGUCUCGGCCUUGAAGGCGCUGGGCAACACCAAGUACCUCGACGACUCCACCCUUGUGAAGUUGGCCGGCAUCGCCGAGGACAAAAACGUGCGCAACCGCGUCCGGGUGGCGGCGAUCGAGACUCUGCCCGCACGAUGCAGCAUGAAGUCGAAGAACAUACUCAUCAAGGUUAUGGCUGAUCGGGACGAGGACAGCGAGAUCAGGAUCAAGUCUUACCUCUCUUUGAUCGCGUGUCCCUGCCAGCACUUCGCCAGUGCUCUCAAGGACAUGCUGGACAAGGAGGAGGUGAACCAGGUCGGCUCCUUCAUUCAGAGCCACCUGCGCAACCUGCGAGCCUCCACCGACCCGACCAAGGCCGACGCGAAGCACCACGUCGGCAAGAUCAAGCCGCGCACCAAAUUCCCGGAGGACUUCCGCAAGUACUCCUUCAACAACGAACUGUCGUACCACAUGGGCGGCCUCGGGGUCGGCUCCGCCGUCGAGAGUAACGUAAUCUACAGUCAGAACAGCUACGUGCCGCGUUCGGUCAACCUGAAUCUGACCGCCGAGCUGUUCGGGCGAUCCUUCAAUUUCCUGGAAAUGAACACGCGCAUGGAGAACCUCGACCGAAUGAUCGAGCACUACUUCGGCCCGAAGGGCCACCUCACGCAGGGCGACGUUGACGAUAUGGUGGAGAAGGGCGUACACGACGCGGUGAACAUCGGGGAAUACAUCGAAGAGAAGAUGAAGAAGCUUCGCGGCAAGCGCGAAGUCAAGCAAGGCGAGCUCGACAGAUUCGCGAAGGGCGUGAAACUGAGGAACAACGAAGUGGACCAACAGCUCGACAUCGACCUAUCCAUCAAGUUGUUCGGCGUCGAAAUGUAUUACCUGACUCACAGCUCGGAAGGAGACCACGCGAAGGAGGCCACGCCGAAGCAGCUGAUCGACAAGAUAUUCGACAGCCUCGACGUGGGAAUGAACAAGCUAAAGAAAUUCGACCACCACUUGAAGAGCCACAUGCAACUCUUGGACUUGGAGCUGAUCUAUCCGACCAACCUCGGCGCGCCGUUCAUGCUCAAUGUGAUCAGCAGCGGCGUGAUGCUUGCGAAAAUCUACGGCAAGAUAGACGCUCGGGCGAUCAUGGAGAACCCGCAGAACGCGGAGCUGUACUUCGGUUUUGACCCCAGCAUCUCCGUGCAGGUGACCGGCAGCAUGCUCGUCAAGGCGUUCGACGCGGAGUCCGGUAUGAAGGUGGUCUUUACGUUGCACAGCAAUACGGCGAAUGAUUUCAAAAUUAAGAUGUUGGACGGCAAAGGCAUCGAUUUCUCCAUCGGAACACCCAUGCAGAAUGAGAAGACGUUAUUCGUGAGCAGCGAGGUUCUCAUGAGCUCCGGGCAGAAGAACAACGCGUACGAGGCCGCCAAGUUCGGCACCAAGGGCAAGAUCUACGACGACUGCUUCGACCAGAUCACCCCUCUCACAGGUAUAUCUCUUUGCGGCCACGUGGAAUUCCCGUAUGACGGCGUCGAGGCGAUGAAGAAGCGGGCCCUCUUCCCGUUGAACGGCCACUCGAAAUUCAGGGUGAAUUUCCACAAUCAGGACAACCGUUAUUACCGUCUGAAGAUCUUCUACGACAACAAGUCGGAAAAAACUCGGACCUUCGAACUUAUAGCAGAGACGCCCGGCAGCAAGACUCAAAGACGGAUAUCCUUGACCGCCGAGGCCGGUCUCGAGCCCGACAAGUACGUUAGAGUGAACUUGGAUUCUUCCUUCAAGAAGGCGUCCGCCGAGGCGGUGCUGAAGAACACCGCCGAGGAGCACACGUUCACGAUCAAGGUGAACCAUGACCAGCAGGAGUAUUACGGGCGCGCCGGUCUCUUAGCCAACGGUGCCAAGUACAAGCCCGUGUUGGAGUACAAAGUGCCGGAGCACAUCGAGAAAUUGUCCGGCGGUAAGAUCCCCCAUGGUAAGCAGCACUACAACGUCGACGGCAUUGUGGAGCUGGUGGAGCAAGAUGGCGGCAGGAAGUACGUGUUCGACAAGGUCGUCCUGAUGAUGGAAGGCCGCAAGAUCGUCGGCGUGGACGGCUACAUCAUGUCUGCCCAUAAAGCCGUCGCUAUGGAUAUGAAUCUUGGCUACGGCGACGAGUCGCUCGCCCUGAAGAUGGACCUUAAGAAACUGGGGGCCGAGCACUAUUCGCUCUGCCUGUCGGCGGUACCGUCGAGGAAUCCCAACAUCGGCUUCGACCUCGACUUGGAGUAUCGCAACAGCGAAUACGAGUUCGAAAACAAGCUGGUGUUUGUUCACGGGCCUGAUCUCAAGUCCGAGGUGAAUCGCUUCACCAUGAAGCAAGAGAUUAUCGCCAAGCCGAAACAGUCGGACGGGAAUUUCUUGUUCAGCGCUUCCAGCAAGAUUUCAUACCCGGCUUUGAAGCUGGUGUUCGACAUGGACGGUAAGCUCACGGCCAAGUCGAUCGAGGGCGACAUCGACAUGUCCUACAACAAGUUCAAGUUCGGCACGGAGCUGUCGAUGAAACGGAAUAUGGCGAAGAAGGGCGACUACGAGGUCGAAUUCGAAGCCGAGUUGCUGCAGAACAGCAUGAAGCUGCAGACGAAGCGUACGGUAAUCGAUCCGCACAAAAACCGGUACAAGCACUCGGUCGAGCUGAAGCCGGGCGGCAAAUACGAGUCCGACAUGGUCAUCACGUGCCACAACGACAAGAACAAAAUGGACGUAGAAGUGGACGGUAAUAUGAAUCUGAACGGCAAGAAAGUCAAGACCGUCGGCGCGUUGAAGGCCGAGUCGGGGAGUAUCGACUGUCACGCGAUCAUCGCCAUGAACGACGUCAAGUACGUCAACUUCCUGCUGAAAUCGCACAAGAGCCCGAACCCGCACAGCAAAUUGGUAUUGAACUUGAAGAACUACCUGAACGUCGACGGCGAGAUGUUGAUGCAAGGCGACAAGGGUAACGCGCAUCUCACGAUCGAUUUACCGAAGACGAACCGCAAGAUCAAAGGUAUCGGCGAUCUGGUCGUGGCCGGCACGCUGCACACCGCCAGUGUGCAGCUUCUGCUCGACGCGGAGAGAGAUCCUAGCAAGGUAAUCAAACUGACCACCGUGACCGACCUGAAGAAGAACACCAUCGACUCGAAAAACAUGCUCGAUUUGUUGGGUCAUAAAAUCGAGGUGAACGGCAAGGGCAAGCUCGAGGGGACGUUGAAUGAGGGCGAACUGAUCGCCGACGUGGAUGUCACUCUGCCGAAUGGUCGUUACCUGGUCUACAAGGUCAAGCGUACCUCCAGCAAGAAGGAGAAAGAGGACAAUUACGAUAUUCACGUAGACGCCUUGAUAGAGGACCAUAAAACUAAAGGCGGCGAGUCGAUAAAAGUCACAUACGUCGCUAACGUACACGAGAUGGACUUCAAAACGUACGCUCACACCGGCGACGCUAAACUGCAGAUCACCGACUAUGAUGGCAACAGCAAGAAACUGGAGAUUCAAUCCAAAAAUCUUCCCGGCAUCAACGGUUACAAAGAUUUGUUCGAAAUCAAAUUGACGGGAAUAAUAGGACCGCAACCAUUGAAUCUGGAAUACAAGGGCAGCGAACUCGACAGCGGCGAGGAGUCGGAGCAUUUCGCCGCCUCCUUCGGCAAGUUCCAGUUGAAGAGUACCGCAAACUACAUACCCGGCGAUGAAAAUGACAAGCCCUACGCAGGAAACGGCAAUGUAGAGUUGCUACUGCCGUCCGAGAAGUUGCGUAAUCUCAAACUAGACUAUAAAGUCAGCUAUCUGGACCAGCCUAAGAAGAAUCAUGAAGAUUUGCAAUAUGAAAUCAAUCUUAUUUACAACGAUGACAAGUCCAUCAAGUUGGAGAGUUUCUCCAAGUCUACUGGAACAACGGAUACCGAUCAACCUCAUAGUGGAGAUUACAAAGUAGCUCUGACGCUCCACAACAAUCCGCCUAUAGUCUUCCAUGAUACUUUCAACUACAUGUCCGAAGGCGAUAAAAUAAAGAUAACUCGCAAAACGACCGGCAUUGUCGACGGCAAGGAGACGACUAUCAUCAUCGAUAAUCUCACCUAUAAUAACGACCUCUCAUCUAUCCAUCUAAGCGGCAAGGCCGUCACUCCCUAUGAACACAUGAACAAUGUUGAUUUCUCGAUAAACCAUGAGAGUUCGCAGGACGGACUCACAACGAAAACCGAAGGGGCCGUUACCGCCGACAAUGACAAAUAUACAACCAAGUGUGAGAUUCAGAGAAGCAACAUAUCUCCGAAGAUUCAUAUCAUAUUUACCUCCCCGAAUGGCAAGACCGAACUUCUAUCGAAAUACGAGAAACUGGGCGACCACGAAUAUACAGGUGAACUGAAGAUCGAUACACCGAAAGGCUUUGCCGUUGCGGACACGCACCUCAAAUUGGACAACAUUGACAAUUUCAUAAUCAACACCAACUUCGACAGCGACAAGUUAAAGCACCGCAAGAUUCACGCCGAGAUCGCCAACAAUCCCACCGCCAAAGCCGGCAGAAGAAUUGUCAUCACAGUCACCAGCGACGGCAAGAACAUCGUGACCGGAAGCACGAGUUACAAGCGACGCGACGAGGCCGGCAAGAUCAUCGUCGAAGGCAACGGCAACUUGAAAAUCGGCGAGAACAUGAGGAGCUCCUCUUUCAAAUAUAGCCGCCAGCAAUUGACCCGCGAGAAGGACGGCGAGUCCGGCGUAGUGAUCGUUUUGAAUGCCAAGUUUGACCCGGUCGCGAUCGUCAGCGACCUAAAGUUCUCGAACAGGGAGGUCCUCAUUUCUAACAGCUACUGCGAGCAGAGCAAAGACUGCGCUCACUUUAAGCUCCAAUCGACCUACGACACUGACAACAAGGAAUACUUGAAGCACCAACUGACGGUGGAAGUCGACCUGAAGAAGUUCAACGUGCCGGUCGAAUUCGGACUGAAGACGAGUACAGAAAACAAGGAAAACUCGUUCGAUCACUCCGCUAACUUGUACCUGCACUCAUCGAAGGAUAAAUCUGAGUACACCUACCACGUGUACAUUCAUCCUAAGGAAAGCGGUGCCGUUUUGACAUUGCCUACUCGCGAAUUGGCCGUUAUCGGCACAUACGAUAUCCCGAAAACGAAGCAGGGCGAAGCGUUCAAGAUCGAUCUCAAUCUAUACCUGGAUAGGAAAAACAAACCGAACGAAAAGACUGGAUUCGCCGUGUAUGGUGACUCCAACAUCGACAAGGAUAGCGUGUCUAUCAACGGAGAAAUUAAAUUUAUAUAUCCAACGCAAACGAAGGAUAUGGUGGUGAAGGGUAGACUGUACUGCAGCUCCGGCGAGCAUUUGCUGGACGCGAACAUGGAUAUCGAUCUAUUCAAUAAGAAGACGCAGAAAAUCACUUUGGUGGCGAAGGUGAACCAGCAGAUUAUUGACUCGGGCUACAACAUCACUAGCGUGAUCGACAUCACCAGCCGUGGACAGCAUCUCAAGAUCGAUCUCAAGUCGCAUGCAGCACUCACGAAAAACGCAGUCAGUUUCGGCAGCUUCUUGUCGUACCUGGAUCGACAUCAAAAACCGAAGAACGCGGGCAUCCUGUUUACCGGGGAUUCCUCGGAGAUGUAUUUCCUCGUGACCGCACUGAACAAGGAGAUCAUCCGAGCCGAUGCGAAGAUGCAGUUACAGAAGAACCUGCAGAAGAUCGACGCCGAGGUCGCGGUAAUCGGCAGCAAGCCUGUCGUGAUGAACUUCGAAGCGCACGAUUUCAACAAUUUCAAAUUUUCGGAGUACCAACAGGAUAAUCCUAAUACGAAGUUAACCGCUGACGGACGUUUUGUGAUUGGACAAAUGGCUGAGAUUCAUGCCGAUUCUUUCAAAGACGGCGCGAAGAAGCAUCUGUUCCGCGCUAUGAUCCAUCUCGACGAAGGGAAGUUCCUAAAACCUGACUUCACUUACGAUAAGGAUAACAUAAUCUACGUAAUCGAACAAAAUCGACACCAAAACGCCGAGAUGAUGAAGCAGCUGAAGGGAAUCGGCGACGAAAUUGAAAAUGAAAUACAAGAGGAAUUGAAGGAUUUGGUCAAACAUUUGGACAGUGCUAAACCGAACACGAAGCAGCUUCAAGAUUAUUACCAGACCGAAUUGAUCAAACUGAAUAACGAGAUUCACGCUGACCAAACCUUCAAGGAUAUCCAGGCCUCUUUUGGCAAACGCUUCAAAGCCAUCAUCGCCGCCAUAACGGACACCUUCACAAAAACAGUCGCACGAUAUGGAGAACUGUCGAAGCAAUUUCGCGAAAUAGCUUCCAAGCUGCGAGACGCGGUGGAGACUGUUCUGCCGCAGUUAAAGAAAUUGUACAAUGAGGCGGUGGACACGUCUACCCAGAUCCUCGAUGCUAUCGUCAGUGUCGCGAUGGCUUACCUUAAAGCAGCACUCAAUUUGAUUGACGAACAUCAGAAGGAACUGAAGGAAUUAGCCGUGAUGGUGUCCGAGCUUGUGCAGGAUAUCGCCAAGGUUAUAUAUAAAGCUGCUACUCAGAUCAAGAAGGAUGUCGACGAGUUCGUCGAGUUGCUGGUCGAUCAGGUGAAAGCGUUGCCAGUUUACGAGAUCGUCAAGGAGAAGUACAACGAGAUCCUCAAGUUCCAAAUCCCGGAAAGUAUAAUGGCCCCCAUCGAAGAAUUCUUCAACGUCAUAAAGAAUACGCUGCCGACCGAUGAACUUCGACAUUUCGUCGAUACUCUUCAGCAGUAUCUCAUGAAGCACGCCAAGCAAGAGAAGGUCGAUGACAUUCACGAAAUCAAGAAGAUCUACACCCUCGGGGUCGACGCGAUUCAAUCUCUCGCCACUCUUUUGGGGUCGGAGGAAAACAUGGAUAAUCUGUUCGACUUACUGAUAGCUGGACUCAUCGAUAUCGACUCAUUGACGAACUUGCCGGCAAUUACCACGCUGAAAGUGUCUUUCUUCGAACUGUUAAAUAACAGGGAACUUCCAACGCUUGCGGAUCUAUAUUAUACCUACAGACCUACUUUAAUCCCGAUGGACAUCGUACCGCCCUUCACUAAGAUCGGACUCGUCGUCGACGGUGGGCAUUUCUUCACUUUCGACGGCAAAUCCUUCAGCAUGCCCGGCGACUGCAGCUAUAUCCUCGCACAAGACAUGCUGGACGGCAAUUUCUCCAUCAUCGCGAACUUCAACAAAGGCAGUCUGAUUAGCAUGACCGUUACGGAGCCUAAAGAGAGCAUCACGCUGAAGAACAAUGGGGACGUUCUGAUAAAUAAUAAGCCGGCUGAAUUCCCGGCCAAAACGAAGAAUUUGCACGCAUCCCUCCUCCCGUCGUAUCACAGCGCGAGCAUCGAGUCCGAUUACGGAGUGGUUGUUAUGUGCACUCACAAAACGACGAUGAUCUGUGCAAUCGAGGUGUCCGGCUUUUAUAAUGGAAGAAUACGCGGUCUUUUCGGCGACGGUAACAACGAACACCACGAUGAUUACACUUUACCGUCCGGAAAGAUCACCGAGAGUGAGACGGAAUUCGCCAACGGAUACAAACUGAAGCCUGACUGCCCGGCUGUGAACGCGAUCGAUCACAAGCAGCGUAACCCAAUCUGCACCGAGUACUUCUCCGGCCAAAAGUCUUCGCUGAAACGUUGCUUCAAUUACGUCAAUCCGAGUGCUUACCGAGAUGCCUGCGACAAAGCAGCCAGCACGAAUCCACAGGCUCCUUGCCAAAUCGCAGUCGCUUACAACGGUGCUUGCGAGUAUUCGCGCGUCUCCGGGAUCAAUAUUCCAUCCGCCUGCGUGACCUGCAAGGUUGGUGAGCACACGAUCAAUGUUGAUGACAGCUUCAGUGUGAAGGCUCCGAAGGAUCAAGCUGACAUUAUGCUGGUAAUUGAGCAAGACGUGCGGAACGAAAAAAUCUUCAAGGAUCUGGUUCCAGCAUUGAUCACUGAUUUGAAGGAGGAACUGAAACAUCAUGGCAUAACCGAUGUCCACAUUGGCUUGAUGGGUUACGGUGAGAAGAUGGACACGCCGCAAUUUUACACCGUCGGCGGCAACCUCAAUAUCGAGGGCGACGUGAAGAACAUAAAAUUCGAGAAGUCGGAUCCCAUCCUUAGUCUUGAGGAAGCGAAGGAGGGAGACAUCGAGAAGAAACUGGAGUACAUCGGCCAAAAGUUGGACAUGGAAUUCGGCACCUUCAAGUUAACCGACGCCUACUUGGAAGGCGUCCGCUAUCCGUACAGACCUGGCGCAGUCAGGGCGGUCGUCGGGAUCAUCGUUACUCCGUGCGAGAAGAGUCCGUUUCCGUUAUCAUUGCAAUCCCUGAGAAUUUUGCAAGGACUGAAGGCGUAUCGGGAUCGGGGUCUGACCUAUCAUCACAUCUACCAGCCUGGUGACAUUCAAGUUUCCGGUAAAACGCAAAAGAAUAUCGUCGCUUAUGAUCAUGAUAGCGCGUACGUGUUAGCUGACAACAAGAGGAAGCCUCUCAGCGGAAACAGCGAGCUCAGACACAAUUUGGUGCUUCCAGCCGUCGACGUGUGCGCCGACUUUGCCAUCACGUCUGGUGGGGCGGCAUACAUUUCCACGAAUUUACUAGACGCAAAACCGAAUCAGAAGAAACAGUUCGCUCAGGUUACCGCAAGAAGGAUCGUCGAGAGUCUCACGGAUGUUGAGUUGGAACAGGAUUGCGUGUGCCAGCACGCUUGCAGUCUUUCUGGAAUUCCUCGAUGUAAAAUCGUGGGCCGUAGGGAGAAGGAACACCUCGCGAAACACACGAAAGGAGGCGUGAAGGGAUAAGGGAACUUCAGUACUGCGUAUACUAUUAUUACUAAGAAACUUAGAUGUAAUGUAUUUGUUACUUCGUCAAAAUAUCAUGAAAAUGGAUAGUGGUAAUAAACGAUACAAUCGUUUGUAGCACGCUAA